Messenger RNA from Dacryopinax primogenitus, 534 nucleotides. Its product is annotated as ubiquitin-conjugating enzyme. The record is from RefSeq and is a predicted model, not a curated record. The transcript has 7 exons. Lineage: Eukaryota; Fungi; Basidiomycota; Dacrymycetes; Dacrymycetales; Dacrymycetaceae. Gene Ontology annotation, cellular component: cytosol; endoplasmic reticulum. Bases 1 to 534 code for a protein of 177 amino acids.
AUGCUUGGCGGAUCUAAGAAAACGCAAUCAUCCACCGCGUUACGGCGAUUGAUGACUGAAUACAAGCAGCUCACAACGCACGGCGCUCCUGACGGCAUGUUCACUGCGGGGCCGAUCAGCGAGGACAACUUCUUCGAGUGGGAGGCAUUAAUACAAGGACCAGAGGGGACUCCUUUUGAAGGAGGUGUGUUCCUUGCUCGGUUGACCUUCCCCACCGACUACCCACUCAGUCCAUUCAAGAUGAAGUUUGAUCCGGCCAUAUUCCAUCCAAACAUUUAUCCAAAUGGAGAGGUUUGCAUCUCUAUCUUGCAUACUCCUGGUGACGAUCCGCAUAUGUAUGAGCUUUCGUCAGAGCGAUGGUCACCCGUCCAGUCAAUUGAAAAAGUUGUUCUUAGUGUGAUAUCUAUGUUAGCGGAGCCCAAUCUGGAGAGUGGCGCCAACAUUGAUUGCUGCAAGCUGUACAGAGAUGAUCGUUCGGAAUAUGAGCGUCGUGUCAAACAGAUGAUCAGGGAGCAACUGGGAAUCACAGAGUGA